Cynoglossus semilaevis (tongue sole) is the source of this 244-nucleotide messenger RNA. Its product is annotated as ADAMTS-like protein 2. The coding region runs from base 2 to 244 and encodes 80 amino acids. The record is from RefSeq and is a predicted model, not a curated record. The transcript has 2 exons. NCBI's taxonomy places the organism in Eukaryota, Metazoa, Chordata, Actinopteri, Pleuronectiformes, Cynoglossidae.
GAUGAGGGACGUCAAGUGCUACCAGGGCAGAGAGCUGGUCCGGGGCUGCGACCCCCUCACCAAACCGGUGGCCAAACAGACGUGCACUCUGCAGGCCUGUCCCACUGAGCCUCCAGAUGAGAGCUGCCAAGAUCAUCCCUCCGCAAACUGCCUCCUGGCCCUUAAGGUCAACCUGUGCAGCCAUUGGUACUACAGCAAGGCGUGUUGCCAUUCGUGCCGCGCAGUACGACCCCCGCCCUCCUAG